AGGACUGUAGAUUUUGGUUAUUUUUCUUUGCAAUGUAUCAUAAGAAAUUAAUACAGUUUUUAUUUUGCAAAUAUUUUCUAUCAAGCUGCUUUUUGCUAUCAUCAAUUUGUAAAUCCCUUAUUUGCCUUUGUGAUUAAUGACCAUUAAUUGUAAGAUCUAAAAUCUCCCAUCACAAUAUAGCUUGCUACAGUCUCUUCAAAUUCACCAAGUGAUCAGUGUAAUUAAUUACUGAGUUUCCUUUUAACCAGAGCUCCUGCAAUUAUUGCUCACUGGAAAAUAAUGAGAAAGUCAAAUGUGUAAUCACAUGGGUCUGUAUCAAUGCUUCAGUAUUAGCACAGAAAGAUGAAAAAGUAAAUACAAUUAAAAAGUUGAGCAAGGAGUAUUCAUGUUUGAAUUCCCUUCCCCUGAGCUGGCAGAAUGUUGGUGUUCAGCUCAUGGCUUUGGCUGCUGUGUUAGAAACCCAGCACUGCCCACAGCCUUGCUGAAAAAGGAGCCUCCAGAGGAAAUUGUACUUCAGAGAUAAACAGGCUUUUAGUUCAAAUUUAAUGUCUUUUCCUCAUGGGAUUUACCAGCCAGAAUUUGAAGGAGGAGCUGUUUGUGGGCAUUAUUAAAUCACCUCUAAUAAGUGAUUAGAACUCGAGAGUUCUAAUCUCAAAAAAAAAAGAGUACUGCCACUCACUUGAACUCCUUUGGAUGGGCUUUAGGUUCUGUGGGACAAAGUCUUCACUGAGCUCCUAGAUAAAUAAAAGGAAAUCACGAUAUUUCCUGGUGACCUCAUCCUUCACCCCUGAGUAGCCACAUGUCAUCACAGGAUUCAUUCAGUCUCACAGCCCUUUAACUGAGGAGGAUGGACACCUCUGUUCUGCUUCACGAGGGAUUGAAAUUGUCCAGACCAGACAGAGAGCACUUAAUCCUAUUUUUGUGUGUUGGGGAGGUGCUGGUGGGUCUCAUUUGAAGUCCAUGCUGGCUGACAUGCAGCUGAUGGGCACAGCUGGGACUGUGCAGAAUGGCUGGAAAAUAGCUUCUAUUUAUUCUUUUCAAUUUGUACACUUCCAGACAGUUUCACAUUUUUAUCACUUAAAUCCUAUUCAAGGUUCACAACACUUUCCAACUCAAAAUUUGGGUUCUAUAGUAAAGGUGUAUAACUUUAUAGUAGGAAUCUUUGUAAAAUUUCACUUCAGAGCACUGAACUGACUAUUUAAAAUAAUGAUGAGCACAACAGAACAAUUUAAAUACUAAGCAAUUUCCUGCAUUGUAGAUCAGAGUAAGUGGACAACAACAGUUGCAGUGGUUUUCUAGCAUUUUCUAAAUAAAUUACAAUUGUGUUAAAAGGCUAUGCUUCAGUUAUGAUUAGUGCAUUUCUUUUUAAUUUUCUGUUACUUUUCAAUCAAUGAUUUAGGCUGUUUUUUUCUGAACAAAAGAACUAAUACACCUAGAGCACUUGUGUGUCUUGUUACUGCAAUGCAUUAAGUAAGGUGAGCAUUUGUGAAAUUAUAAUAUUGUGGCUUUUUUAACCAUUAACUACACUGUGUUUAUGCAUAGAUCGUACAGCAAUAGAGAUAUGAAAAAGGAAAUUACAUUGGAAAUUACUUGAAACGAGGCCUUUGAUGGAGGAAUACAUAACUUCCUGUCUUAACAGUUCCAGAAAACUUUGCGUCAAGAAUGAUGAGGGCUUGAGGUGAAAGGAAAGAUAAAAAUUGUGUGUGACCUCUAAACAUCCAGGAUAUUAAAGGAGAAAAUAAGAAAGCUGAACACAAUAUUUAUGGUUUAUAAUUUGUAGGGUUUUAUUUUUUACCACUUAAAUUUUUUUAAGGUGCUGACAUUUAUUUUCAGAUACUUGACUUCAGAAAAGCUGGUUAGUUAAUUUCUCAGAUAUCAACAAUAACCUAUUUAUAGCAAUUAAAAAUAUUUUAAACAUUUAAAAAUAGAGCAGUUCAUUGUUUUUCUAUUUACUUAAUUCAUAAUUUUUCGUGCCAGCUCUCUUUGGCCUUGUCUUUAAUUUUGUUAACAACACCUAAAACAGAUGUACACACUUGAGUAACCAUUACAGCCAUUUGUUACUAUAACCAGCUCUUUAUUAAGAGUUUUGCAGGUGCUGUAGCCUUCAGGUUAAAACUUUGCAGAAGUGUCCAGGUGCAUUUUUGUUUGAAAAGCAUGUGAAAAUCAGGGCACCUUGCAUGCUGAUUUGCGCCUGUGCAGCACUGGCUGCUGAUCCCUUCCCCAGGGUUGCCAGAGCAACCUGACCUUUGGAAUUUCCUCAAUUUUGAGUGCUUCACUUUGCAAGAGGUCACUACAGCUGUCUCCAAACAUGCUUCCCAUUCUCACUUUCUCAAAAUGAUGGGGCUCUGAGCGCAGGAUGGACAGGGGAGCCUCUCAAUGUUGCUGGCAGGACCGAUGGAUUCCCUCUGCAAACAGGGCAGAGCUGCAGAACUUACAGAGCUGAAAGCACUGAAAGCAUCUUUCCUAUAAACACUUAAUUAUUAUCUAAAAAAAAAAUAGGUGUUUAAAAUUGUUUGCUGUAGGGCUAAGUGGUCCUUUGAAGGUCCAAGUCAAGCUGAUUUCCUGAUCUAUUUGGUCUUUAACUUCCCUUGCAGGGGUUUCUGCCUUUCCACCAAAACCACAAAAUUCAAAGUUUUCUUGAAAAUGGAAGUUAAAGCUAAUACAAAAUUGAAAAAUACUUACAGUUUAAAUAUGCUGCUUUAAUUUUUUUAUUCCUGACAAGAGAUAGGUUUUUUUAGUACAAAACAGCAGAAAUGCUGUAGUGUCCUAGACACUUACACCAGCUUACCAAACUGCAGCAAUGCAUUUGCAGUUAUACCAAAUGAACUCCACACAUCAAUGCUGUUUUUACUGAGUUUUGAGGAAGGACUGGAAAGAAACAGAAACGUAAAUAGCUGCAGAUACAACAUGUGGCAAAGAAAGGCAGCUAAAGCAUGAUGGCCAAAACCCCACGGGACUGAAAAGCUGAGACACAAAGGUCCUUUUGUAGUUUGCAUGAUGUGAUCUGUUCUUCAGUACAUGAGUGAGUCAGUUCUCUAACAGGCGAGCGGACAGAUUUCUAAGAUUUAAAUUUAAAGAAGUUUAGUAUCAUUAAAUUCAGAAUUGUUUCAUGUCCACUUCUUACUUUAAGCUAAUGAAAUUGAUUCGAGAGUCUUUUUAAAAGUGAAAACUUUGUAAUCUUAAUGAAACAAGUUUCCUUCAAACUGAAUGAUCUUGCUGCUGCUUACUACAAACAAUUACAGAUUUUGGGCUAAAAACACUGUUUUACUUGGGCUAGUGAAAUCAUUAGUCUUAAAUACACUCUUUUUUAUGCGUAAUUUUUAAAAAGAGAGAAAAUUCUUGCAAGUAUUUUUUAUUCUUUGGUAAAUGUGUUGAUCCUGUUUUUCUUGUGCAAUGGAGACUUGGCCUCAAACCUCCAUCACAGCUGCAUAAUCCAUCCUCCUUUUUUUUCACCAGGCUGCUUGGCUUGUGUUUCUGGAGAGGAGAGACUUUCUUUGUUGUAGCUGCGUGUGCAGUCCCUGAAAGUGUUGCACAUCACAGCUCAGCGUCUAGAAGCAUGUAGGAAAGAAGUCUGAGUAAUUACACCUACAAUUUGCAUAAGAAAUUAUAGACACUUCUUGGAAAUUGCCUCAAAGAUUCCAUGUGUGAUUGUAGGCAGAGCUCAGCUGAAAAUCAUCUGAGCCGCGUGAAGGUCUCAUCUGAAUGUGGUCAUUAGUGCUUUUAGGCUUGGAAAUUUUUUCCUAGGGCUUCCUGUUAAUCCAGCUUAAUAGUUACUUUUCCCUGUAGUUAAAGAUCUAAAAGCAGAGAUUUGAGGAGAAGUUAAUGUGAGCUGUGAUUCAAAACACACGGUUUGUGAUGUAUUCUGCAUCACGGUUCGGGAAGAAAGGAUUGUGUGAGCUCCCUCUUCACUCGCUCUGCAGGAGGCUGAGGAACCAGCAGGCUGAAAUAUGUCCUGUCCAGCCCUUACUGCUAGUUUACAUAAAUUCACAUUUUCAAGGCUGUCUUCGUGAGAGAAAGAAAACUGUGCUUCAAAGAAAAUUGCACUGUGUAAUCUUGAAGGAAGAGAGGAAGAACUUGGACAACCUAGAUGCUCACUGAGUAAAAAUUCAGGCACAAAGUCAGCCACAGAGUAUGCCAAUGGUGGGUAUGAUAUUGUGUCACCUGCUCCAUCAGUGUACCUGGGCACAUUUCAAAUUUUGCACCUCCUGGAAGAUCUGAAGAUGGCCCUGGAGAUGCUGGAGGACCCUCAGGAGAAAGAAGCUCUGAGGAACCAAAUCCCAGGGGCCACAGCACUGUGUCUGAGGGAGUGGUUUGAGGAGAACCUGUCACAGGUGAACCAUCAUUCAUCCAAUAAUGAAACUUAUCAAGAAAGGUUGGCACGAUUAGAAGGUGAUAAAGAGUCACUCAUCCUGCAGGUGAGUGUUCUCACAGACCAGGUGGAAGCUCAAGGAGAGAAAAUCCGGGACUUAGAAAUCUGUCUUGAGGGGCAUCAGUUGAAGCUGAAUGCUACGGAAGAAAUGCUUCAGCAGGAACUGCUAAGUCGCACAUCACUCGAGACUCAGAAAUUAGAUCUGAUGGCUGAAGUUUCAGACCUGAAGAUUAAGCUGGUUGGUAUGGAAAAGGAGCAGAGUGAAUAUGAAGAGAAACAGAACAAAGCUGAGUCAGUAGUGAACCUGAUCAGUGACCUACAGGAGCAGAUGUGUAGACUGCAGCUGGAAAUUAAUAGUAGGAUCCAAGAAAGAAAGUCUCAAGAUAGGAAAGCAGACUUGACCCCUAAUGGUCCUCAAUCUGGUGCAAGAUCAAUAGAGCCCCUGGGCCAGAAGAAUUGCUCUCGGUGUGAAGGUUUGUUACAGGAACUCAGACACCUCAAAAUUAAGGUGGAAGAACUGGAAAACGAAAGAAAUCAGUAUGAGUGGAAAUUGAAAGCAACUAAAGCUGAGAUAGCCCAGCUCCAGGAGCAGCUGGCUCUCAAAGAUGCAGAGAUAGAACGCUUGCAAAGUCAGCUCUCCAGGACCUCCUCGUACUCUGAAGUGGCAGAAAGAGAGGAAGUUUAUAGGAGAAGGCUAAAAGAAAAACACCAAGAAGUUCAAAGGUUGAAGAUAGGAAUGGAGACAUUAUUGGCCGCAAAUGAAGAAAAGGACCGUCGGAUAGAGGAGCUGACACUACUGCUAAGCCAGUACAGGAGGGUCAAGGACAUAAUGAUUGCAGCUCAUGGCUCUCCUGUCUCUGGUGGCAGUGAAGAGGAACUUGAGGCGACUUUAAGGAAGUGGAAUCUUCUGAAUAACUCUCAAGGAGAAUUACUGAAAACAGAGGCCUCUGCAGGAGAAUUGUCACCAGCUGUGCUCCCUCCAGUGCCACACAAAGCCAUGGAAAUCAGUGGAAGCAUUCCAGUACCUUCAAGUAAUUUAACCUCUCAGCAGGAAGAAUCUUUGGAAAUCACAAAUAGGGGUCCACAGAAAAAAAAGUCAAGCAGUUUAGAAGACUUGCAGAGCGAAUCCUUGGAAAAGUAUGUAGAUGGAAAACCAGCACAGCCUGUUGUAGAACAAGAGAGUAAGCCCGUGGGGAAAGGCAGCAAGUACCAAACGCUGCCAGGGAAGCUGCCCCGAGCCCUGCAGAACGGAGAGCAGGGAAUGUACAGCUCCCCAGAGGGAUGUGGCACGAAUGACAACGAUGACAACGGCGUCCCUGGCCUGAAUCGCGGCAGGAGUGUCAGUGCACCCGUGCUAGGAGAAACAGAGAACAUGGAUGGUACAGUGGUCUCGGAUGACCUUUCACCUCUCUCUUCGGGAACGGAUUCAGGUCAACAAUCUCCAUGGGCUCCAGAAAACAGGAAGAGUCCAAAAGGGAUCAAGAAAAUCUGGGGAAAAAUACGAAGAACUCAGUCAGGUAACUUCCCUGCAGACGACCUGGGCCUGGCAGAGUUUCGGAGGGGAGGUCUCCGGGCAACAGCUGGACCUCGCUUAUCCCGAUCCAAGGACACCAAAGGCCAGAAGAGCGACCACAAUGCCCCGUUUGCUCAGUGGAGCACUGAAAGAGUUUGUAACUGGCUGGAGGACUUUGGCCUGGGCCAGUACGUGAUUUUUGCCCGGCAGUGGGUGACAUCAGGCCACACGCUGUUAACUGCCACACCUCAGGACAUGGAAAAGGAAAUGGGAAUAAAGCAUCCACUGCACAGGAAGAAAUUGGUUUUGGCCAUUAAAGCUAUAAAUGCAAAGCAAGAUGAGAAGUCUGCACAACUUGAUCAUAUCUGGGUGACACGGUGGCUCGAUGACAUUGGCUUGCCUCAGUACAAAGACCAGUUUCAUGAAUCCAGAGUAGAUGGGAGGAUGCUGCAGUACUUAACUGUGAAUGACCUUCUCUUCCUGAAAGUCACCAGCCAGCUGCAUCACCUGAGUAUUAAAUGUGCCAUUCAUGUGCUGCACGUCAACGGCUUCAAUCCCCACUGUCUGCGCAGGAGGCCAGUUGAGGAGAACAACGUCUCUCCUUCCGACGUGGUGCAGUGGUCCAACCACAGGGUGAUGGAAUGGCUCAGAUCAGUGGAUCUGGCAGAAUAUGCACCCAACCUUCGAGGCAGCGGCGUGCACGGGGGCCUGAUCAUUCUGGAGCCUCGCUUCAACGGUGACACGCUGGCCAUGCUCCUGAACAUCCCACCCCAAAAGACCCUCCUGCGCCGCCACCUCACCACCAAUUUUAACGUGUUAAUUGGGCCAGAGGCACAACAAGAAAAAAGAGAAACCAUGGAGUCAGCAGCAUACACGCCUCUGACCACCACUGCCAAAGUUCGGCCAAAGAAACUUGGAUUUUCACAUUUUGGAAACUUGAGGAAAAAGAAGUUUGACGAAUCAACAGACUACAUUUGUCCUAUGGAUACAAGCCCAGCUGCUACGAAUGGUACUUCGAAAAACUAUGGUGGCUACAAAGGACUUAGUCCUUUCACUGACAGGGAACUGGAUCAGAUGGAACACUCAGAAGGCACAGUAAUGCAAAUAGGGGCUCUUUCCCAAGGCAUAACCCACCUCACGACCCUGCUGAGCCAAGAUGAAAUGCUGAAUGACAGCAGGUUCUUAACACCAACCUUUGAAGACUGGAGAUGAUGCUUCAGCGGGACCAAGAUCUCUGCUCGUACCUCGUGCCUGCAGGAGUGGCCAGGAGCAGCU
Motacilla alba alba is the source of this 7157-nucleotide messenger RNA. It is a transcript of the gene PPFIBP2, whose product is annotated as PPFIA binding protein 2. Gene Ontology annotation, molecular function: protein binding. The coding region runs from base 4221 to 7094 and encodes 957 amino acids. The transcript has 29 exons. The record is from RefSeq and is a predicted model, not a curated record. Lineage: Eukaryota; Metazoa; Chordata; Aves; Passeriformes; Motacillidae. Gene Ontology annotation, biological process: neuromuscular junction development. Gene Ontology annotation, cellular component: presynaptic active zone.